GCAGCCACACAACCGAAGAACCGCGCUUCGACUUCACAACCGUUUUCUAUCCACAACAACUGCAGCAGCAGCAGCAGCAGAAGCGAGAUUCAGACAGGACUGAAGCUCGCUCAAGCUCUCGCCUUCACCGCUUUCAUGGCGUGCAUGUUUCUCCCCCAAGGCCUCUCCCUCCCUCCUCGCCCCACCAAUCUCUCCGCAUUCCCUUCUUCUCCUUCUUCUUCUUCAAGUUUUUUCAAUCCUCUGUCUCCCGCUCUUCCCCGGCCCCGACCUCGACGGUCGCUUGCUGCGAGGGGCGCCGUGUCGGUCUCGUGCGCGCUCCGAGCUCUCAUCUUCGACUGCGACGGCGUCAUUCUCGAGUCGGAGCACCUCCACCGCCAGGCCUACAACGAGGCCUUCGCGCACUUCGGCGUGCGUUGCUCCGAUCAGCCUCUCAACUGGGGGCUUGAGUUCUACGAUGAGCUCCAGAAUCAGAUCGGCGGAGGCAAGCCCAAGAUGCGAUGGUACUUCAAAGAGUAUGGAUGGCCUAGCUCGUCGAUUUUCGAGAAGCCCCCUGAAAGCGACGAGGAUCGGGCGAAGCUGAUCGAUACGAUUCAGGACUGGAAGACAGAAAGGUACAAAGAUAUAAUCAAAUCUGGAACUGUGAAACCUAGGCCUGGAGUUUUGAGACUGAUGGAUGAGGCCAAGGCUGCUGGGAAGAAAUUGGCUGUUUGUUCAGCAGCAACUAAGAGUUCAGUCAUUCUGUGUCUUGAAAACCUUAUAGGAAUGGAUCGCUUUCAAGGUUUAGAUUGCUUCCUUGCAGGUGAUGAUGUGAAGGAAAAGAAGCCAAAUCCUUCAAUCUAUCUCACCGCUGCCAAGAAGCUUGAUGUAUCAGGGACUGAAUGCUUGGUGGUAGAGGACAGUGUAAUUGGGCUGCAGGCAGCGACGAGCGCCGGGAUGCCUUGCGUAAUUUCUUACACAUCUUCAACAGCAAACCAGGAUUUUAAAGAGGCAAUCGCCAAAUACCCUGAUAUGGGCAAUGUGAGAUUGACGGACUUGGAGCAAUUACUUCAAAGUGCUGUUGCUGCAAAAUAGGAAGACAAAGUACCUCGCUGCAGCUAUAGAGAGCUCGAGAGCUUACCUUGUAGAUUAUGUAGAUAUGUUUUCUGCAUAUGAAGUUGGUCAAGAGGGCGAUGUUUCUAUUUCUCUUUAUCGCAAAUGCAAAAUCGGAGAGGAAUUGUGGAUAGGUAUCAUGAUUCUUUGGAAAGGGUAUAACUGGAGGUUAAGUAAUAUCGAUUCUUCUGCGACUGGGGCUGGAAGGGAGCAACUCAAACUUCUAACCCCGCACCUUAUUCUCUUUAUGAAAAUAUAUGGGCCGGUCCUAUCGACCAAAAUUACUAGAUUGAGAGGUUUUGUCAUGAAUUUGUACUGUCAUUUUUUUAGAA
Molecule: messenger RNA, 1421 nt
Organism: Eucalyptus grandis
Lineage: Eukaryota; Viridiplantae; Streptophyta; Magnoliopsida; Myrtales; Myrtaceae
Product: haloacid dehalogenase-like hydrolase domain-containing protein At4g39970
Exons: 11
Coding region: 136-1071 (311 amino acids)
Molecular function (GO): hydrolase activity
Source: RefSeq, a predicted model, not a curated record